Messenger RNA from Closterium sp. Yama58-4, 1572 nucleotides. The record is from the annotation of a GenBank genome assembly. NCBI's taxonomy places the organism in Eukaryota, Viridiplantae, Streptophyta, Zygnematophyceae, Desmidiales, Closteriaceae.
AUGUGCUCUGCGGCGCACUACCUUUGCGUCUUCCUUCGAGGUUCCGGCGUGUCCGUUGCCGCAUCAGGCCGCACGAGCCUCCUGCGCACACGGAGGGCGAGGGGCGGCACAGGAGCACGUGGGCGCGAGUGCGCGCGGAGGUGCAAGCGUGCGCGCGGACGUGCAAGCGGCAGCAGAGCAGCGGGCAUGGCGGAGGCGGCGGACUACAUCGUGCCGGCCAUCGCCAUCACGGCCGCCACCGCCGUUACCUUCAUUGCCGUCAGCUUCAACGAGCUGCGCGAGGGUACAUUCUGGGCUCUGGUCAUAACCUCUGGGCAAACCUCUGGUCAACCGAAAUCAUGCCUAUUUCUCACCAAUUGUGCUAAUUUCGGCGGUGCAGCAGGAGUUGAAGCAGCAGGCGCAGCUGUUGGAGGAGCAGGAGGGCGUGGUGCUGCGCUCCAGCCUCUCCUCCAAGGAGAAACGCCGGGCCAGGCAGGGCAAGGAGAAGGGCUCCUGAUAACUAAAGCUGAUGACAACUCCAGUUUUUUCCUGCUGCUGCCAUGUGCCCUUGCAAUGCAUGGUGUCUUCGAAUCCACACGAGCUGCCCUCAAGCCCCUCACCACCACCACCAUCACCAUCACCAUCACCAUCACCACCAUCACCAUCACCAUCCCCAUCACCACCACCACGAUCACCAUCACCAUCACCAUCCCCAUCACCAUCACCAUCCCCAUCCCCAUCACCAUCCCCAUCCCCAUCACCAUCCCCAUCCCCAUCACCAUCCCCAUCCCCAUCACCACCACCACCAUCACCAUCACCAUCACCAUCACCACCACCAUCACCAUCACCACCAUCACCAUCACCAUCCCCAUCACCACCACCACCACCAUCACCAUCACCAUCACCAUCACCAUCACCAUCACCAUCACCAUCCCCAUCACCAUCACCGUCCCCAUCACCAUCACCAUCCCCAUCCCCAUCCCCAUCCCCAUCCCCAUCCCCUAUUCUAACAUCCCCAUCCCCAUCCCCAUCACCAUCACCGUCCCCAUCACCAUCACCAUCCCCAUCCCCACCCCCAUCACCAUCAACAUCCCCAUCACCAUCACCAUCCCCAUCCCCAUCCCCAUCCCCAUCACCAUCACCAUCCCCAUCACCACCACCACGAUCACCACCACCAUCCCCAUCACCAUCACCAUCCCCAUCCCCAUCACCAUCACCAUCCCCAUCACCAUCACCAUCCCCAUCACCAUCCCCAUCACCAUCACCAUCCCCAUCGCCAUCACCAUCGCCGUCGCCGUCGCCGUCGCCGUCGCCGUCGCCGUCGCCGUCGCCGUCGCCGUCGCCGUCGCCGUCGCCGUCGCCGUCGCCGUCGCCGUCGCCGCCGCCGCCGCCGCCGCCGCCGCCGCCGCCGUCGCCGCCUCCUUCCCCGUCCCCGGCCCCGGCCCCGUCCCCGUCCCCGUCACCGUCACCGACACCAACCCGCGGCUGUGUGCCAUGCAUCUGAUUGCUGUGCACUGCAAUGAAGCGGGGCUGGAGGAGACUCGAUUUAUUCCGUUUCAUCUUGCUGCCUUGUCCAAUUUGCCACUGCUAUGA